AAUUAAAAAUUCCCAUUUUAUACGACUUGUCAAAAUUUUGGAGCUUUUUCCAGCUGAAUCGUAGGUUCUUUCUCUGCCCAGGCAUAUAAUGCGUACACUGCGGCGCUGGAUGCUCAGUCUGAAGCUGCUCCUGCGGCAACACUGCGACACACUGGCCGUUCUCUCCCUCCUCUGUCUGAUGGGCGUGGUGGUGCUGGACUUUAGGCAUGUGGCGGCCCGCUGUGAGUUAAGCCAUUGGUGCCAGCUAUUGGUGCGCAUAGAGGGAGUGCCCAUGCUUCUGGUGGUGCUGGCGGGGAGUCUGAAGUUGCUGCUCUUAUUGGGCAUGCUGGUGUGGAGAUUUGUUUACAUAAAACCGCAAAAACUUUCAAUGAUUGGAGUCAAGCAGCGCUAUAGGCGCUUCAUAUUAAUGCGUCUGCUAUCUGCGCUGGAUCAGCUACUCGAGAUGCGAGUACAGCGCUCUCCGAGAUCGAGGCAGCGCAGCUAUGAGUUUCUGCGCCGUCGGGAGACGCUCAUAGGGGCCAUCGAGCUGUUCCGGUGCGACGCUCGCAGGAUCUUCGAACGCACAGACGAGCAAUUGUGUCUGUCUCUCGAGCAUGUCCUGCUCAUUGACAUGCAGCAGGAGCAGUGGCUGCUGCAACAGGGAUAUGGCAAGCGGCUGUCGCAGCUCAACGAUUCAGACAUUUAUAAAUUGCUAUUCGAUAGAGAGAAAACUUCAAUGAGCGCGUGAUGUAAGGUAUAACAUUUUCCGAACAAUGAGUAAAACAAAAUUUAAUACAUA
This is a messenger RNA of Scaptodrosophila lebanonensis, 778 nucleotides long. RefSeq lists its product as uncharacterized. The transcript has a single exon. The coding region runs from base 89 to 727 and encodes 212 amino acids. The record is from RefSeq and is a predicted model, not a curated record. NCBI's taxonomy places the organism in Eukaryota, Metazoa, Arthropoda, Insecta, Diptera, Drosophilidae.